UUUUUUUUACGCGACUGCAUGUUCUGGCGGAGUUUACCAGACACAAUAAACGAUCACUCUUUAUGAUCACAAUAGCCAGAGGAGUUCAAGAUCAAAGUAGAAUGUCAAAACCUACCAAUCUGUCGCGCGAUGCUCGAAAAGGACAUGAAAUAAAACCGAUCCAAUGCCUCAAUGUCGACGCGUUAAACGAUACAUGGCAGUGUCCCUUUUGCGUACCACCUCCUUUCGUUCUCCAGCUCCCUUCCAAAGACGACCUUAUUUUGAUGGGUCGGUUUCGAAGGCAGAUAUCCGAACAUUUACAAAUACACAAGCAAGAUGUCAUCAAGGCCAUUGGUGAAAAGGUCAAGAGCAAAGCAUCCAAAACGGAUAGGGAAAAACGAACCAUGCAGUGGAUCGAUGCCACUGUGAACGAUAUCAAGUGAAAUUAGCGCUGGCGUUUUUCCCUCAUGCGAACAAUUUCCAAGACAUCAUCAUCAUCCCGGCACAAGCAUUUCUCGUUAUAUUAUUAUCAUUGAAGAUAAUCAUACCCAAUAAAUUCUAUAUAUACACGUUACGAUCUAUGUCACGAGCGAUAGACAUAUAGUAGUAGUAUAGUCUUUUACAUAUAGAAGAAGACCUAGAACCUUGUACUAGGUCCAUAGAGAGCAAAAAUAGAAAGAUUGACGUGUUAUCGCGUGCUGGGUUGCAUGAGAACCACAUUAU
Messenger RNA from Zychaea mexicana, 702 nucleotides. RefSeq lists its product as uncharacterized. The coding region runs from base 63 to 422 and encodes 119 amino acids. NCBI's taxonomy places the organism in Eukaryota, Fungi, Mucoromycota, Mucoromycetes, Mucorales, Lichtheimiaceae. The record is from RefSeq and is a predicted model, not a curated record. The transcript has 3 exons.